Vigna unguiculata (cowpea) is the source of this 2189-nucleotide messenger RNA. Its product is annotated as asparagine synthetase [glutamine-hydrolyzing] 2. Gene Ontology annotation, cellular component: cytosol. NCBI's taxonomy places the organism in Eukaryota, Viridiplantae, Streptophyta, Magnoliopsida, Fabales, Fabaceae. The record is from RefSeq and is a predicted model, not a curated record. Gene Ontology annotation, molecular function: asparagine synthase (glutamine-hydrolyzing) activity.
ACGUUGUUAUGUGGAUCACUUAACUCUUUCAACUAAGAACCGUUCUACGUGUUGUCCAUUCCCUCUCUCACUGCUUCAUCUUCGUCUCUCAAAUAAUUUCCUUCUUUCUCUUUUUCUCAUUGCACUCUCUUUCUUUUCUUCUUUUUCCCUCUCAAGAUUUUCUCUCUUCGUCAUAGCAAUUAUAUCAUAACGCAAUGUGUGGCAUACUUGCUGUGCUUGGUUGCUCUGAUUCAUCACAAGCCAAGAGGGUCCGCGUCCUUGAACUUUCUCGCAGAUUGAAGCACCGUGGUCCUGACUGGAGUGGGCUCCACCAAUAUGGAGAUUGCUAUUUGGCUCAUCAACGGUUAGCCAUAGUUGAUCCAGCUUCUGGUGAUCAACCUCUCUUCAAUGAAGACAAAACUAUUGCUGUUACGGUGAAUGGAGAGAUCUACAAUCAUGAAGAACUCAGGAAACAAUUGCCUAAUCACACGUUCCGUACAGGAAGUGACUGUGAUGUUAUUGCUCACCUGUACGAGGAGCACGGAGAAAACUUUGUGGACAUGCUUGAUGGUAUAUUUUCGUUUGUUCUGUUGGAUACCCGUGACAACAGUUUUAUAGUGGCACGAGAUGCAAUUGGAGUCACUUCCUUAUACAUUGGUUGGGGUCUAGAUGGCUCUGUCUGGAUUUCAUCAGAAUUGAAGGGGCUAAAUGAUGAUUGUGAGCAUUUCGAGUCUUUUCCACCUGGUCACUUGUACUCUAGCAAAGAGAGAGAGUUUCGUAGAUGGUACAAUCCUCCAUGGUUCUCUGAGGCUAUUCCUUCAGCCCCUUAUGACCCUUUAGCUUUGAGGCAUGCCUUUGAGAAGGCUGUGAUCAAAAGGUUGAUGACUGAUGUGCCUUUUGGUGUUUUACUCUCUGGAGGUUUGGACUCUUCAUUGGUUGCAGCUGUCACGGCUCGCUACCUAGAAGGCACAAAUGCUGCCAAGCAAUGGGGAACAAAAUUACACUCUUUCUGUGUAGGACUUGAGGGUGCACCAGACCUAAAGGCUGCAAAAGAAGUAGCAGAUUACAUAGGAACUGUCCAUCAUGAAUUUCACUACACUGUUCAGGAUGGCAUAGAUGCCAUUGAAGAUGUGAUUUACCACAUUGAAACAUAUGAUGUAACGACAAUUAGAGCAAGCAUUCCCAUGUUUCUUAUGUCUCGUAAGAUUAAGUCACUAGGAGUCAAGUGGGUUAUCUCUGGAGAAGGAUCUGAUGAGAUCUUUGGAGGGUAUCUAUAUUUCCACAAGGCACCCAACAAAGAAGAGUUUCACCAAGAAACAUGCCGCAAGAUUAAAGCACUCCACCAAUAUGAUUGCUUGCGAGCCAAUAAAUCGACCUUUGCCUGGGGUUUAGAAGCCAGAGUACCAUUUUUGGACAAAGAGUUUAUCAAAGUUGCAAUGAACAUUGAUCCUGAGUACAAAAUGAUAAAAAAAGAAGAAGGAAGAAUUGAGAAAUGGGUAUUGAGGAGGGCAUUUGAUGAUGAAGAGCAUCCUUAUCUGCCAAAGCACAUUUUAUAUAGGCAGAAAGAACAAUUCAGUGAUGGAGUUGGAUAUGGUUGGAUUGAUGGCCUUAAAGCUCAUGCUGAGAAACAUGUGACUGAUAGAAUGAUGCUGAAUGCUGCUAACAUUUUCCCCUUCAACACUCCAACCACCAAAGAAGCAUACUACUAUAGAAUGAUAUUUGAGAGGUUCUUCCCUCAGAACUCAGCUAGACUCACUGUUCCUGGAGGACCAAGUGUUGCAUGUAGCACAGCAAAAGCUGUUGAGUGGGAUGCUGCAUGGUCCAACAACCUUGACCCAUCUGGUAGAGCAGCACUUGGAGUGCAUUCAUCAGCUUAUGGAAACCAAGUGAAAGCUGUAGAACCAGAGAAGAUCAUACCCAAGAUGGAGGUUUCUCCCUUAGGAGUUGUCAUCUAGAACAACCAUGAGCCAUAGCAGAGGACUAUUACAAAUACUAGUAGUCAUCAUUAAUGAAAAUUUUGCCUGUUGUGUAUUUUAUCCAGGCAAUGUUAUGUUAUAGAUAAGGCUCAUUAUCUAGCGGUGUUAAGUGUUGUUAUCCACUUUCUUGUCUUUAUUUUCAUUCUGUCACCUCACACUAUCAUCAUAAUGUACUUGGUUUCCAUGAAAAUGUUGUAUCAGUUAAAUUUGAAUGCAAGCCCCACUGUUUCGACA